Messenger RNA from Prorocentrum cordatum, 1049 nucleotides. Lineage: Eukaryota; Dinophyceae; Prorocentrales; Prorocentraceae. The record is from the annotation of a GenBank genome assembly.
GAAAAGAGCACAGGGAAUGGACCUCCGAGCGACGGGGAGGGCCCGGAAGCCCGUGCCCGCGCACGAUGGCGGCCACGAGGCGCGCUCACGGGCAGCCAUGGCAGGCGCGAAGGCCCCGCAGCGGCAGAGGGCGCACGAGGCGGCCACGGGCGGCCACUGGCGGCCUGUCCGGCGAAGAGCCCGGGGCCGCCGCUCAGCGAGCGGGGCGCCCAUGGCGACCUCUGGACGAACGCCUCCCAGAGAUGCUCGCGUCGCAGGAAAAAAACAUCAGUGUUAGGGAAAUACCGGCAGCCGCACACGACUAGGAACAUAACAGUCUUGCAGUGUGCUCGUGCGGACAGGCGGUUCGUCUGUUCUCCUUUUAAUGUUCUCCUCGCCCCCAGGAAAUACUUGGCUUGCGCUCUCGAGCGGUAGAGGCACCGCUGCUUCGCCCAGCAAGAGUGGGCACAAAGAUUGCAAUCGACGCUGAGGCACGGCAUGUCUUCUUGCAGCUCGGCUCUGGUCGAGCGACGACACGGGCGCCUGAGCACCAUGGCUCCGACCACCCAGCCUUGGGGGCCGCGCUUUGCUCGGCGUGCUUGCCCGUCCGUCCGCCUGCGCACGCCCUCGGCCAGUACCGGAUGUGUCGAGCGAGGCAGGCGGCCUCGGCCUGUGGCGCACGCGCCGGCAGCCUGCACUCGCGGUGCUCGAGCACGUCUAUUGACGUCGUGAAGCCCUGUUUCACCUUGUUUCCUCUCUCUGCCCCCCCCUCCAGCGCCGGGUGUAUGCUGUCAAAACGCUCGCCCGCGCGUGCGCAGGUCUGUGCAGUGGUUUCGGUCCCUGCCCAGGGGCGUGCCACGCGUCAUUGGGUGCAGCACGGCCCCUCGGGCGUUGCCAGCACUUUCCAGACGUCCUUCUGCGCCGUCUUUCUGCCCUAUACCUGCGGGCUCAAGCGAACAUGAAGCCGACUGUCGCCGCUGCUAGAAAGAUGGCACGGGCGCAUCCCUGUCAUGUGCAUCUUUCUCGGGUCCUCACGCGCAUGCCGCACUGGCAAACCUAGUGGAACAGAA